Molecule: messenger RNA, 5253 nt
Organism: Mya arenaria
Lineage: Eukaryota; Metazoa; Mollusca; Bivalvia; Myida; Myidae
Exons: 39
Coding region: 132-3872 (1246 amino acids)
Source: RefSeq, a predicted model, not a curated record
CGAGUUAAGUUUCUAUUGACUUAUAAAAUUGGCAGCUUGCCAGGCCGGGCCAUACAGGAAGACUUUAUUAAACCGUUGACUGUCGCUAUUUAUUCGGACGGAUUGAUAGAUAGAAGACACGAAUUCCUAAAAUGGGAGUCGAUAUUCAAUCGUACCCAGUUCGCAUUGGAACAAACAUAUUUGCUCACGGGACUGACGUUGUCUUGCUGCAAUGCUGUGUCAUCAUCUCAGCGGGACUGAAUGCAGUUGGAGCCAUUACAUUCAUAGUUAUGCUGCUUCUGAUGGCGGGCAUUGAACCCAACCCGGGACCUCCAAAGAAAGACUGGCAAGCGCAUUCUGACAAGGAUUCAACGAAGAGUCCCCUCGAAGCGCACUUUGUACGCUUUAGGGCAAUAAACCGAUCGCGAAAACUACAGGAAAACAUGCGACCUCAAUGCAGGUUGACCAGAAAUUCAAUAGAAGUAUCUACAAAUGAGGUUGAAGACUUGCAAGCCCAAUCUGACGAGGAUUCAGCGAAUAAUCCUCCCCUUGGAGCGCACUUUGUACGUCUUAGGGCAACAGACAUGCAACCUCAACGCAGUGUGAUCAAAAGUUCAGAGGAAGUCUCUACAAAUGAGGUUGAAGCACAACAGAAAAAAACGAAUGUCUCAGUCAAGCCCAAAUCCUUGAGUACGAUGGAUGACCCUAAAACCAGUAAAAAGGUGUCGGAAAUACCAGCCAUGACUACACAAGAACCGAAACCGAAUGUUUCAGUCAACCAACAAUCCUCUUGUUCGAUUAUUUAUGCUAACCCAAAUAUCACGGAAUCACAAGUACCAGUUCUGUUCACAGGCAAAAAAAUGGAACGGCGAUCACAAGCGUCUCCGUUGGACCAACAUAACCCUGAUGUUUCGAUGCAAAAAGUAUCAGUGCCAAAGGCUCCUCCUGUUCGACAACCACGCGCUUAUCAAUUAUAUGCUGCUCGGGUUUAUAAAAAGGAGUCGGCAGUUCAAGGAUCCAACGGUCCAGCGAUGGGUGACAUGGCGGAGAGCGCCGCCGUCACCGCUGACAUCGCCGGGACGGAGGAAGUGGUCAGCCAGAGGAGUACCGAUACCACUAAACAUCAGUCGGAACAGACCGCGCUCGUCGUCAUUCCAUCGGAUGUUACCGUGUAUAAGGGAUCCCCAACAAAAGCGAUGAGUGACAUGACAGAGAGCACCGACGUCACCGGUGCCAUCGCCGAUACGAAGGAAGUGGCCAGCCAGAGGAGAAUCGGUACCCCUAACUAUCAGUCGGAACACACCGCGCUUGAUGUUAUCCCGCCGGAUGUUACAAAGUAUAAGGGAGCCCGGACAAAAAGAUCCGACGGUCCAGCGAUGGGUGACAUGGCGGAGAGCGCCGCCGUCACCGCUGACAUCGCCGGGACGGAGGAAGUGGUCAGCCAGAGGAGUACCGAUACCACUAAACAUCAGUCGGAACAGACCGCGCUCGUCGUCAUUCCAUCGGAUGUUACCGUGUAUAAGGGAUCCCCGACCAAAGACUCCGACGGCCCAGCGAUGAGUGACAUGACAGAAAGCACCGACGUCACCGGUGCCAUCGCCGAUACGAAGGAAGUGGCCAGCCAGAGGAGAAUCGGUACACCUAAACAUCAGUCGGAACACACCGCGCUUGAUGUUAUCCCGCCGGAUGUUACAAAGUAUAAGGGAGCCCGGACAAAAAUCACAACAUCACCACCGACAAAACCGAAUGUAGCAGUCAAGCCCAAAUCCUUGAGUACUAUGGGUGACCAUGAAGACAGUAAAAAGGUGUCGGAAAUACCAGCUAUGACACAACAACCGAAACCAAAUGUUCCUGUCAACCAGCAAUCCCCUUGUUCGAUCAUUGAUGCUAACACCAAUAUCACGGAAUCACAAGUACCAGGUUUAGGGGCAACAGACAUGCAACAACCUCAACACAGUGUGACCAGCAGUUCAAAGGAAGUCUCUUCAGAUGAUGUUGAAAGUAAAGGUUUAAGGGCAACAGACAUGCAACAACCUCAAAACAGUGUGACCAGCAGUUCAAAUGAAGACUCUUCAAAUGAUGUUGAAAGUAAAGGUUUAAGGGCAACAGACAUGCAACAACCUCAACACAGUGUGACCAGCAGUUCAAAGGAAGUCUCUUCAGAUGAUGUUGAAGUGCCAAAGGCUCCUCCUGUUGGACAACCACGCGCUUAUCAAUUAUAUGCUCCUCGGGUUUAUAAAAAGGAGUCGGGUGUUCAAGGAUCCAACGGUCCAGCGAUGGGUGACAUGGCUGGGAGCGCCGCCGUCACCGCUGACAUCGCCGGGACGGAGGAAGUGGUCAGCCAGAGGAGUACCGAUACCACUAAACAUCAGUCGGAACAGACCGCGCUCGUCGACAUCCCAUCGGAUGUUACCGUGUAUAAGGGAUCCCCGAUAAAAGACUCCGACGGCCCAGCGAUGAGUGACAUGACAGAAAGCACCGACGUCACCGGUGGCAUCGCCGAUACGAAGGAUGUGGCCAGCCAGAGGAGAAUCUGUACCCCUAAACAUCAGUCGGAACAGACCGCGCCCGUCGUCAUCCUAUCGGAUGUUACCGUGUAUAAGGGAUCCCCGAUAAAAGACUCCGACGGCCCAGCGAUGAGUGACAUGACAGAAAGCACCGACGUCACCGGUGCCAUCGCCGAUACGAAGGAAGAGGCCAGUCAGAGGAGAUUCGGUACCCCUAAACAUCAGUCGGAACACACCGCGCUUGAUGUUAUCCCGCCGGAUGUUACCAAGUAUAAGGGAGCCCGGACAAAAAGAGCAGAAACUUCCAGUCAUGAUGUAGCUGAAAACCUGUCUGCCUCAGAUGCACAUACCCAGCUGUCUAAAAGGAAGUAUCUGGGUACACAUCCUGUCCAUAUAAGUAAUUUGGUUGGGCCAGACUGGAAAGUCAGCACCCGGGCAGUAGACCACGGUCACGUACAGGACCUCCAGUCACCCUUCCAAGGGAGUUUUCAUGGGCAGCUGGUUGUUCUGUACGGCAUUGUCCAGAAGCGGAUGUUAGGCAAAGUUGAGGAGCCUGGUUCCUGCCAAAUUCAGACCAUUGGGGGGAAUCACACCCGCAUUGCGCUCCAAGAGCUGAGGAGUAAAGGUGUAGAGACACCCUCACUAGUGCAAUGCCACCUGUACUGUGAUACAAUUCCACGGGAGAACGCACUAGUCCUCGGUCUCCAUCAUGACAUGGUGCACGAAGAGUUGAGCAAGCCACUUUCGUUCCUGGAUAAGGCUAAGAUCAUGAGAGAUGUGAGGCCGGAGGACCGGGACUCAAAGAAGUGGAAGCGGAGGAUUGGCCUCAUCUUCAAGGAAGAUGUGAUGGGAAAGUUUUCCCUAUAUAUGGCAGUGGCAUCCCUGGAGGACAGCCUGUGGGAGCUUGCGGUGCGGGUGGAGGACAAGUUGUCGACUCCCAUCGUAAAAACAAUGAUGGAGGUCCUGCCCGACCGCAAGAGGGAUGCCCUUGAAGCCCUUAAAAAGGGAAUGAACAACUUCAAAAGUUUGAUUGCCAGUGUGAAGUCUGAGGAAGGGCAGGAAAAAUCCAAUAAGCGAAAGGCUGAGAAUGAUGUUGAGGUUCUGCAGGAGGAGGUUUCUGUGAGUGCAGUGGAGUCCUCACCAUCUCUUGAAUUACAAGAGUUAAGGAAACGUUACGAUGACCUCAAAGAAGCCUUCAACCGCCUGAAGGAAGAACAGUCCAUGAAAGAAGACUUCAGUGAUGGGGAGGAGGUAUCCGUCAAAAGGGUCGAAGACGGGCAGACCAUUUUGUAUGAUGCUGUUAUCAUAAAGAAAGAGUAUUACAUUAAGUAUGUGGCGGACAACCAAAGAGGUCGAGUUGGUCAGGCUUCCCUGAAGAAGAAGUAAAGGGCACAGACAGAUAUAAAACAUUUGUUUUAUGUGUAAAUAAUGUACAAAUAUAUGGUUCCUUUUCACAUUGUGCCUAUCUGUAUAAAAUACUGUUUUUCUAUUGGUUGUCAAUCAAACAGAAUAUAGUAAUUAUAUCAUUGAUUUUUAUAAAUUUAUUUAAUUUUCUGCAGUCAAUUGAAUAAAUUUGGUAAAGUUCUAUGGUAAGGUAAAAGUUGCCCAAAAUUGUUUUUGAUUGGUCAAUAUUUGUCUGAAUAUUCAUAUUAACCAAUGAAGUCAUUUACUUUUGCACUGUAGCCUAAAGAUGACCUGUGGACAAAUUAUCAAAGUUUUAUACAAUCAACUGCCCUUGUCUCAUAAUUAAAGAUAAUAAAUUAUCAUUUGUUUGGAUGCAACACUGCAAAAAUUUAUAAGAUGUUUUGCUUCAAUAAGGUAAUUGACUUUCAGCUGCAAAAGUACUAAGUUCUUAUAUACUGUAGACUGAUGAUAAAGGACAUUAUGAUUAUAAUUUGUUAAAUCUAGCUAUUCUUGCAUUAUUUUCCUGUGUAACUGAGCUGUAUUUAAACAAGGUCAUGAAAUUUGAGAUGUGAUAAUUACAUAUAUAUAUAUAUACCGGAAAUGAGUAGAAAUCCCUGUUUGGUUAUACACACUGUUGUGGUACGUUGGUCCCCCUAUUUUUCACGUGGAUCGGAGAUGAAGUUCUUUGAUGAUUAGAAAAUGGUAAAAUAUCUCAAAUGGACUUUUAAAACAGCAAAAAUCCCAUUUGCCUGAUUAGAUAAACAAUGAAAAAUGCUUUCAUACAAAAAAUUCCUCGUCUGGGAAUAGCCUUGUUUCCGGUAAACUAGAAUUUCAACGAUAUCUAAAAAAUGUUCAAUGAACAAAAUAGCACAACAACGGUUUUGGCAGACAAAUAAAAAAAGAAUGUUUAGCUUAGCAACGACUUAAAGUGGAAUUGACAGUGAAGGGACAAACAAAGCUUACACAAAAAUAGCUUUGAUUAGGGUUUAUUACACAUUUUUUAUGUAUGUUUUUUUUUUCUUUUGCAUUCUUUUAAAUCCACGAAAAGGCUUUUUACAAAGCAUAGGAGUAUAAUUCAAAGAUUAGUACUAUUCGCAGUAAGUCUGGAUACAGUUUAUGCUGAAGAUAAUGUCUGUUUGAUAACCAUGUGUACCUCAGAAUCUCUGUUUGCUCAAAACUCCGAAAACAUUCUUACACACAUUUAAAAUUGUGAAUGUUUAUCAUUCAGCUUUUGGUAUUUUAUUUGAACUCAAUAACACCAGCCACAUCAUUUUCUUUGAAUUUGACUCAGUUAAAUAAAGACCAGAAAAGUCAAUGACGUGUUUACGUAUGUAUAAACGAAUUAACCACUCCGCAAAAAGUA